CUGAAAUUGUAACAGAAACGCUAAAACGUUUAGAGAUUUGUCACAUAAUGUUAUGUCAAUUUAUCGUAACAUGUUUAUCUAUAAUCUUAAUAGUCUGUGUAAAUAUACAAAUGGGCUAUAGAAAUCCGUCUGAAUGGGCCAUGCAAGUAUUAAGCGAUCCUGAAACAGUACUAGAAAAAUCAUAUUAUACUGAUCAGUCAGGCUUCGACCUUAAUGAAGAGGAUAAGUUAAAGUUUCACAUCUGGCCUUCAGGAAUCAUACCGUACUAUAUUGAUGAUUUAUCGUUUGAUAAGGUAUUAAAAGACAGAAUACGUCUUUAUCUCAACAAUAUAAAUCUAGUGACUGGACUUCGUUUUAAUGAAAUACUAACACCGCCUGAAGACGACAAGAGUCGCUGGGUCCUCUUCAUCAACAGAAUAGGUCAGCUCGGCUGUGUUGAUAUUCCGUUUAGCAAUUUCACCAUUAAAAGUGUGCAGAAAGUCGUGUUAGGCUACGACUGUUUGGCAGCUGGAAAAAUAAGCGCGAUCAUAUUGUCUCUCGUUGGUGUCCCUCCGCAACACAACGCACCAGAUAGAGAUACUGAGAUAACAGUAUUUCAAGAAAAUAUUUUACCAGACAAAAUGUACUUUUUCAAUAAAUUAAAAGAUGAUGAAUGGUUAUUCUACGAAUGUAAAUAUGAUUUCAAUAGUGCUGGCCAUUACAGUUCACAUCAGUAUACAUCUAAUGGAGGUGAAACUAUCUUAAUACCAUAUACCGGUAAGGAUUGGUUGCAUGAAAGAGGGGUUGGAUUGUCUGCUACAGAUGUGAAAAAAAUUUAUAUGCUCUACGAUUUUAUAAUACGAAAGGAUACUCCUAAGAAAGUACCAGGAUGCGAUAAGCUCUUUGCUCCAGGAAUCAAUAUUGGCAAGUAUUAUCAAAAUACCAGUGUUAAAUUAGAACCGAGAAUAAAACCAAACAGAUAUCUCCUUUUGCCAGAAAAAAAGCCUGUUUCGUCACAAAAUGGAAAUGUAAUAUUUUUAUCUCAUAAAUUGACUAAUAAAGAGAAAAUAUUAAACCAAUCAGAUUAUGAAACUGAUGACGAUAACUAUGAAAUAAAUAAAAGAUAAAGAAAAAUCAAAAAG
Nymphalis io (European peacock) is the source of this 1121-nucleotide messenger RNA. RefSeq names its product tolloid-like protein 1. The coding region runs from base 48 to 1106 and encodes 352 amino acids. The transcript is spliced from 6 exons. Gene Ontology annotation, biological process: proteolysis. Lineage: Eukaryota; Metazoa; Arthropoda; Insecta; Lepidoptera; Nymphalidae. The record is from RefSeq and is a predicted model, not a curated record. Gene Ontology annotation, molecular function: metalloendopeptidase activity; zinc ion binding.